GCCGGGUCAGUCUGCCUGGCAGCACGAACCGAGUCAGAACGCAGCCGCGCGCCCAAAUCUACCGCCGCGGAAAAGUGCUCUAUGUGCCCCAAGUUCCCCCAAUUUCCCGCCAAAAUCACUCUCAUUCUCCGCAGUUUUUGAUGUCGGUUUUAAAGUGCGCUUGACCGGCGGCUUCAGCGUUGUGUUAGAGGUGCGCAUGUGGUUUGGUGUGCGGUGCCGCGGGUGAUUGACCUGGCUCCGUUGGUCUGGGAUUCGUGUUGAUUUUGGGUGUGUUUUUGUGAGUGUUUUGGAUUAGCCGUGUUUUUUCACGACGCAAGUCUUGGCGUCCUCGAAGAGUUUGCAGAGGAGUAAUACGAGGUUCAAGGAGUCCUCUGUCUGGUGAAGGAGGGGCGGAGAAGGCGACCGUGCUCUCGGUGGAGCGGGACGCAGGGGGCAGCAGGAUGCCCAAGCUCAAAAGCAAACAGCAACAGUGCAUCCAGCACAACCUCCUCACCAUCGUCACCGUUGCUGGGGUUGCAGGUGGAGUCGUCCUAGGAUUUAUUCUCCGGGGUUCCGCGUCCACGCCAUGGACGAAGCGGCAGAUCAUGUACGUGUCGUUCUUGGGGGACUUGUUCCUGCGUAUGCUGAAGAUGAUGAUCAUCCCCCUGCUGGUCUGCUCGAUCGUGCAGGCCGUCGGGACACUGGACCUCUCUUUGUCGAAGAAGAUCGGUCUCCGGGCGAUCGGCUACUACGUGGCCACGACGUCACUCGCCGUCAUUCAGGGCAUCCUCUGGGUCGUCCUCGUUCAGCCCGGCGUCGGGGGUGAAGACGACCCCAACGUCCCCAAAGUGAAGGUCGCUUCCCGGAACGUCACGACCGUAGACACUCUUCUCGAUCUCUUAAGGAAUCUCUUCCCGCCAAACAUUAUUCAGGCUACGAUUUUCCAAUAUCGGACUGUCCUGGUGCCAACGACUAAACCCAACUCAACGGAACCCGAGACCGAUCUUUACAAGUGGGAGAUCAAAGAUGAGUGGACCGAGGGCUCAAACGUGCUCGGGUUGGUCAUGUUUGCGGUGGUUUUGGGUAUCACGCUGGCCCGCAUGGAGGAACAUGCCAGGAGGCCUCUCCUCAACGUUUUCUCGAGCAUGUCCGACGCCGCAAUGAUCAUAACCAACUGGAUUAUUUGGUUAUCGCCGUUCGGUAUCUUGUUCUUGGUCUCGUCCAAGAUGAUCGAGAUGCAGAGCUUGGCCGUGAUCGUCGGGAAGCUGGGCUUCUACUUCCUCACCGUCCUCAUGGGCCUCUUCUGCCACGGCUUCAUCCUCCUCCCGGCCAUGUACAUGUUCUUCACCAAGAAGUCCCCCAUCCGCUUCGUCUCCAACAUGAGCCAGGCCAUCGCCACCGCCUUCGGAACCGCCUCCAGUAAUGCGUCUUUGCCGGUGUCGAUGCGAUGCCUGGAGGAGGACAACGGGGUGGACCCACGAGUUUCGCGCUUCGUCAUGCCGAUCGGAGCCACAAUCAACAUGGACGGCACCGCCCUCUACGAAGCCGUCGCCGCCAUCUUCAUCGCCCAAGUCCGUCAGGUCCCUCUCAGUUUCGGUGACGUCCUCGCCGUCAGUGUGACGGCAACUUUCGCCAGUAUUGGUGCGGCAGGUAUCCCUCAAGCUGGUCUUGUCACAAUGGUCAUGGUAUUAGACACGGUGGGCUUACCAGCGGAGGACAUCACGCUCAUCAUCGCUGUCGAUUGGCUUCUGGAUCGAUUCCGGACGGUGGCCAACGUGUUGGGUGACGCUUUGGGCGCGGGAAUCGUGGAGCACUUGAGCAAGGACGAACUCGAGAGGAUGGACCAGAUCGCCGCCGCGGCCGCCGCGGCCGCCGACCGACCCAACGGCGACAAAGUCCGCUCCGACGACGAGUGGAACACCACCUCCAUGUGAAACAACCCUCGGGGAGGCCCAGUCAUGCUUUGAUUCCCACUCGUGCUGCCCUCUAUUGUGAUACAUCGUACUGCUGAAGACAUUCAUUGUCAACUCUGGAUUCAGCCAUUCACUCUUUCCUGACUGAGUCAACGUAAAAAGAAGUCGGCUUGACUCCAGCGUAUUUUCCUUGUACAUUUUGUCUAUAAUUAUUAAUCAUUUCAAAAGAAUACCACGAUUAAGUGUCAGAAAUGGACGUAUCUAUGCUAAAACAAACUAUGUUGCACAUGAACCAUAUGCAUUAAGUUCCUUUUAGCAUGAAUACAUCAAAAUGAAAAUUAAUUUUAUCUUGAACAUGUUUUACAACAGAUCAAAGUUUAAUGAAAGCAUUAGUACACUCUUAAAUUAUUUGGAGUAAACUAAGUUCACUCCAAAGAUGAAUUUAUAACCGCAGCGGCUAGCAUCCAAGUCAAUGCUCUCCAAUAAGUUAUUUUUUAUUAUUUUUUUUUUUUUUUUGGUGCACCGCCCGUUUUUUAGCAAGAAAGAUGCUCCUUGCGAGAAAAAAUUUUGCCGCUCUAUAUUAAAGAGGAUUUCAGACAAAAUCGAAUAAAAAUGUCAUGCAAACAAGUGCAUGAUUUUUCGCGUUAAUUAAGGUUACUUUCUUGAAGUCAUUCUGAAUCUUUAAGACGUUAUACAAAACCUGAAUUUUGUACACAUAUAUUUUAGUCUACGUGUUCAUCGUUAUUGUUAUGUAAAUAACGUACUCGUAAUAUUUACCAAUAAUUUUAGUAUAGGGGCUGAAGACGAAUUUGUCACCAGCUCCGCAUGAAUAAAGUAGGCAACCGUUUCCCAAACGUCGGCUUCUUUUUCGGAGUGUACAAUCCGUAUUUUUUAGAAUGUACAGAGCUGCGCUGGAAUUGUCAAUUUUAUGUUAUUUUUCUAUGCGUCUAAUUGACUCUCAGAAUCCUAGAUUCUCUAGGAGAAGAAAGGAUAUGACCUUGUUAAAAACCUUUUUCUUUUGCCGUUUAAUUUGUUGCCGAUGUUUGUUUGUAGACAAAGUCUAAAAAAAUUAGUAUUUUAGUGUGUUUUUCAUCACAAUUAAAAAUGUUGAGCAAAAAUGUGGAAAAAGCCUGCAAUUUGGAAAGGAAUUACGCAGUAGUAUUACAGUUUUUUCUCGGUUGAUCUCUAGUUUAUCUUUCUGGAAAGGAAACAAUUUUAUUUUAAG
Bemisia tabaci is the source of this 3117-nucleotide messenger RNA. RefSeq names its product Excitatory amino acid transporter 1 (gene Eaat1). The record is from RefSeq and is a predicted model, not a curated record. Lineage: Eukaryota; Metazoa; Arthropoda; Insecta; Hemiptera; Aleyrodidae. Gene Ontology annotation, biological process: L-glutamate transmembrane transport. Gene Ontology annotation, cellular component: plasma membrane. Gene Ontology annotation, molecular function: L-glutamate transmembrane transporter activity; neutral L-amino acid transmembrane transporter activity; glutamate:sodium symporter activity.